AUGGAGAUGAGGCUUGUCGCUUGCGAGCGUAUGUCAGGGACACAAUGCUCGAGAAAGACUCCAUUGAGUUUGUGCUUCAUGAAGCAGCCUGUCUGCAAUGGAGAUGAGGCUUGUCGCCUGCGAGCGUAUGUCAGGGACACAAUGCUCGAAAAAGACUCCAUUGAGUUCGUGCUUCGUGAAGCAGCUUGUCUGCAAUGGAGAUUAGGCUUGUCGCCUGCGAGCGUAUGUCAGGGACACAAUGCUCGAAAAAGACUCCAUUGA
Prunus armeniaca (apricot) is the source of this 261-nucleotide messenger RNA. NCBI's taxonomy places the organism in Eukaryota, Viridiplantae, Streptophyta, Magnoliopsida, Rosales, Rosaceae. The record is from the annotation of a GenBank genome assembly.